Messenger RNA from Esox lucius (northern pike), 1152 nucleotides. RefSeq names its product putative olfactory receptor 10D4. The transcript is spliced from 4 exons. The coding region runs from base 1 to 1152 and encodes 383 amino acids. NCBI's taxonomy places the organism in Eukaryota, Metazoa, Chordata, Actinopteri, Esociformes, Esocidae. Gene Ontology annotation, biological process: G protein-coupled receptor signaling pathway. Gene Ontology annotation, cellular component: membrane. Gene Ontology annotation, molecular function: G protein-coupled receptor activity; olfactory receptor activity. The record is from RefSeq and is a predicted model, not a curated record.
AUGGGCACGAGAGCGUUGGAACUGGACCUUGGAGUGGUGGAAGAAGCCAAUUUGAAUGUUGUGACUGAAUUCAUCUUUAUUGGGGGUGAAAGCGGGCUGAACAAAUUCUACCCAGCACUGGCAAUCUUACUACUGGUGGUCUACCUGAUGAUCCUGAUUGGAAACCUCAUCAUUUUUACCCUAGUGGUGACAGACCCAAAGCUACACACUGCCAUGUACAUUUUCCUCAGCAACUUGUCUCUCAUAGACAUAGGAAUCACAACCAGUGUUCUCCCUAAGAUGAUAUCAGUGUGUUUGUGGAAUGAUGUAACUAUCUCUUACUCAGCAUGUUUUAUCCAGAUGUAUGUGCAUUUGUCAUUGGAAUGCACAGAGAGCUUUCUGCUGUGUGUCAUGGCCUAUGACCGUUAUGUCGCCAUCUGCCAUCCUUUGCGCUACAACACCAUUAUCAAUAAGAAAGCAUGUUUUUUACUGGCUACAGCAGCAUGGACAAUUGGACUCUGUUUACCAGCAUAUGCUGUCAUUUCAGCGUCACAAUUGCCCUUUUGUAGCAACAAGAUAAAUUUUUGGUUCUGUGACCAUCCUCCUGUAGUUUCACUUUCCUGUUUAGACACAACAUUUUUUAUGAAUGUGGGUAUUAUCUGUGCUUUCAUAUCUCUCUACUUCCCGUUCACUGUCAUUAUUUGGUCGUACUCCAGAAUUAUUGUUGCUAUUUCCAAGAUUUCAUCUUCAGAGGGACGUAGGAAAGCCUUUUCCACCUGCAGCUCACAUCUCACUAUCGUCCUCAUCUUCUACAUCGCUCCCUCCUGCAUCUACAUCAGAAAGAAGCUGUUCUUGUGGCAAGAGGUUUUGAUCCUGAUAGACCUCAACCUUCUACCAGAGGCGAGAGCUCUGAAUAUUCAAUUUCCUGGGUGUGAGGGCCCAAUCAUUGCCGCUCGCCUUCGCAUCAUGGAGAACCUGUGGAUGAACAGAGACUUCCAACAGCUGCCAAAGGCACACAAAACUGCUUUCAGAUCCGGCGUUGUGGAGGCCUACAGCACAUCCAGGGCCAACCUGAAAAGGGCCAUCAAGAUGGCAGAAAAUAACUACAAACUGAGGAUUGAGGAGCACUUCAACAACAACUCCGAAUCCCGACGCAUGUGGCAAGGCAUCUAA